AUGGUCUCGUCGACGUGCAUCUCAUGUCUGUUUGCCACUGGCAUAUUUGUCUCGCUUAUUCUAACAAUUGCGGGUGUUUUUGGAAUUAUUUUCGGUCCAAAAGUUAUUCAAAAUCAAGUCGUGAAACAAUUACCACUCAGUGCUGAUUCGGAUAAACUCGAUUCGUGGAUUAAUCAACCGGUGCCGACCUAUAUUCAAUUUUGGCUAUGGGAAUGUGUCAAUCCGAACGAUGUUGUACAACAGGGAAGAAAACCAAUGGUUGUUCAACGUGGCCCAUUUACUUAUAUAGAAAAUAAAACAAAAACCGAUGUUUUUUUUAAUCCAAAUUUAACAGUAAGCUUUCGUCAACCGACUUCUUAUACAUUUGUUCGACAUAUGUCUGCAGCUGAUGACAGUUUACCAGUACUCAUGAUCAAUACACCAGUAAUAACGAUUUUAAAUAUUGCACGAAAUCUAUCGAAACCUGCUAUCUAUGAAGAAAUUGUCAAUCUUAUUGCUGAAGUAUUUGAUGAAACUUUAUUUGUAAAACGUACAGCGAAUGAAUGGAUUUGGGGUUAUGAAGAACCUUUAUUUAAAGCAGUCAAGAAAAUACCAAUUGUUGGAUCAUUAAUUCCCGAUGAUCAUUUCGGUUAUUUCUACGGAAGAAAUGCCACCGAUGAUGGAUUGUACACGGUUUUUACAGGUGAAAAUGACAUAAAUCGAUUAAAUUAUAUCAACAAAUGGAAUGGUGGUUCAUAUUUAACCUAUUGGAAUUCAACACAAUCUAAUCAAAUCAAUGGUACAGAUGGUAGUUGGUUUCCUCCAUUAUCGACCGAUAAACUUCAAUCGGAACGUUUGUAUGUAUUUUCCACAGAUGUUUGUCGUUCAAUUUAUCUAACAUUCGACAGUCAUUCAUCAGUAUUAAACAUCCCGACGGAAACAUUUUCGCUUCCAGCCGAAGUUUUCAAUAAUGCAACACUCAAUCCGGAAAAUGCCGGUUUCGGUAAUCUCGAUUCCGGUGUACUCAAUGUUAGUACAUGUCAACAAGGCGCACCGAUUAUUCUUUCACAGCCACAUUUUCUCUAUGCUGCUGAACAUUAUCAAGCACAUAUCGAUGGAUUAGCACCGGAUGCGGAUGCUCAUCGAACUGUACUUCAAAUCGAACCUCAUACUGGAUUCGUUUUGAAUGCUCAAGAACGAAUACAAAUCAAUGUCUAUCUUGAACAUGAUCCAUUAUUUGAUGGUCUCAAAAAUGUGCCUACUUUAAUCAUGCCAGCUGUUUGGAUAAAUGAAUCGACAGUAAUCGAUCAGAAAACAGCCGAUGAUUUUAAAUCUGAAGUUCUUCGAAUAUUUACAAUUAUUCGAUGGUCAUCAAUUGGUUUAGUUAUAUUCGGUACUAUUGCUCUAUUUACUGUACUUCUGUUUUUAACUAAACGACAACGUCAACGAAAACCAAGUUUAUUAUAUGCCGGACUUAACAAUGAACCAGUUUCGAAUCAUGAUGAAGUGAAUUGA
Molecule: messenger RNA, 1494 nt
Organism: Rotaria sordida
Lineage: Eukaryota; Metazoa; Rotifera; Eurotatoria; Philodinida; Philodinidae
Source: the annotation of a GenBank genome assembly